Messenger RNA from Perognathus longimembris pacificus (Pacific pocket mouse), 5109 nucleotides. It is a transcript of the gene Cpm, whose product is annotated as carboxypeptidase M. The transcript is spliced from 8 exons. The record is from RefSeq and is a predicted model, not a curated record. Gene Ontology annotation, cellular component: cell surface. Lineage: Eukaryota; Metazoa; Chordata; Mammalia; Rodentia; Heteromyidae. Gene Ontology annotation, molecular function: zinc ion binding; metallocarboxypeptidase activity. Bases 2930 to 4132 code for a protein of 400 amino acids. Gene Ontology annotation, biological process: proteolysis.
CGUGUAUCCGAGGCAGGCACUCUUGCCACUAGGCUAUAUCCCCAGCCCUUAUUUCACAUUUUUAAUCAGAAAUUUUUAUUUAUACUUUCCAAACAAUAUUGAAGGUACAUAGCAUUAAAGUCCCAAUAUAAGCUGCUAAAUUGGGGAGAGUAUUUUUUUCUAUUGCUCUUUGGGAUAUAUAACCUUGUUGUAAUAAUAGAUAACCUAGAGAUAAGCUUUGUUGGCACAUUCUUUGUUACUAGUAUGUUCCUUUCCAUUUGGGAGAAAUAGAAAGAUGAGGAAAUCCCAGAUCAUAGCCUUCUAAAUGGACACAAUAAGUUUUCAAACUCUGUAGCCUACAGUCCUGACACAGAAACAUGUUGAGCAGUGGCAGAGACUUUCAGAUUUUUCAUAAUGCAUGUUCUCUGACCAGUUGAUUCUUGCUUAGGGAUGAACGUGAGGCUUUCUCUGCUAGGCACUGAUUUAGGUUAAGGCUACAGUAGCACAUAAACAGGAUUUCUACUCUGUUUCUUACAUUGCCCUUGAGAAGGGGAAAUGAGAGACAAAAGAAAGCACAGAUUUUGAUAAUGGCUAUGAGGCACUGAAAAAGGUCAUAGAGAGUAACUAUUACUUUUGAACUUAAGUACUGUGAAGGGGGCUGAGCCGUCCUACUAAUUACAGUUUCUCCUUAUCUCCAGUUUCACUUCCCACUGUUUAAUUUACACAAGGUUAACUGUGACCUGAAAGAAGGCAGUGGAAAAUUCCAGGAAUAAUUCAUAAGUUUUAAAUUACACACCAUUCUAAAUAGCAUAAAAUCUCAUGCUAUUCCUCUCUGUCCAGCCUGGCCUAUGACCCAUCCCUACCUGUCAUAUCCACCCCAUAUAUGCUGCCUGCCCUGUAGACACUUAGUAGCCAUCUCAGUUAUCAGUCAUUAUGGUAUCACAAAUGCUUGUGUUUAUAUAACCCUUCUUCUACUCAAUAAUGAUUCCAAAGAGCAAGUGAAGUAGUGAAGAUGGCAAUUAUGUUGUAGUAUAUUGUUAUCAUUGUUCUAUUUUAUUUACAUUAACUAUUGUUAAUAUCUUAUGGCAUCUGAUUAAUAAAUUAAACUUUACCAUAGGGAUAUGUGUAGAGGGAAAACAUAGUACAUAUUGGGUUUGAUAAUUCCCAAGGUUUCAGGCAACCAUUGGGAUCUUAGAACAUAUCCCCUGCAGUGCCUAGAACUGCCUGGAAAUUAUUAUUGGUAAGAAUGUGAUAGGAAUAAAAGAUUGGAGCUGAGAUGUGAAAAAUGAGAAUGGGCUCAUUCUCACAGCUUAGUUUAGAUGACACCACAAAGAUCUCUAGGUAGACUGGGCUUGCUAAAUUCUAAGAAUAGAGAUGAGACCAACAUAGCUGGGGAAAGAUGAGAGAAGAUUUUUUUUAAGAAAAGUGGAGAGGUGUACAGAGGGCAGAUUACAGAGCACCUAGUAAACCAGGUCUCACCUGUGUAGUCCAAAUACUUUUUUGAGAACAAUGGGGAAACAUCAAAUGGUUUUAAUCAAAGAGUGAUGCAAUGUGAUAUACAUUUUCAAAAGAGCAUCUGGCUGAAGAACAGAGUUCAUUAGACAGGGACAAGUAUAGAGGCAGAGAGAAUAAAAUAGGUAAUCCAGGCAAAUGUUGGUGGUGGUAAUUCAGAUUAAAAUGUUGUCUUAGUCAUGGAGGGAAGCAGAGGGAUUUGAGAUUUGUUUUCAAAGUAAGUCCAUAAUGGAUUGGACUGGGAGAAGGGUAAGUGUGAGGAAAACGAAAAAUCAAAGGUGACCCUUAGAUUUUGUGUUUUGGCAACUUAGUGUAUGAUGGGGGAUAUCAGAAGAGGACAAAUUUGUAAUAAAAUGAAGGAUGCUGACUUAGUCGAUUUUCUUAAAAUUUCAAAAUCUUUAGAAAUUACCCCGUUGGAAUAUCUGACAGGCAGGUGAGUAUGUACCAGGUGCUCGGGAAAAAAGUUUGGCUUACAAGUCAUAAACACUCAUGGGAUUGAAACCUAUGGUAGAAAUAAUUAAAACAAGAGAGUGAGAUAAACAGAAGACCAGAAUAGAGCUUUGAGAUGUGCCAGCUGAAUCUGAUCUACUGGUAUCAACAGUAGAGGUGGAAAUGAAGUUGGCAAUGAGGAAGGAGGAAAACUAAGCGUUUGAGGCAUCCCAUGACCACCCAUAGUGACUUUCUGAAAGGACUCACAACUCAGUGUAAGUUAGACUCAAAGCUAAGAUCACAGAAAAGACUGCAGUACCAGAUCCACAGGAUAAGAACAUGCGGUGGCAAAAGCUAGAGAAGGUAGUCCAGGCUUUGCUCCUUGUCCCAUGUGUUUCCUCUAGCUGUGAAGUACAGAGACAACAUGAAUAACCCAGGGAAGUCCACUCAAGGCUUAGGUGAUCAGAGUUCUUCAAGGGAGCUAACCCCAGAGUGUAGCCUCUCACUUGGUGCCUGCUACACAUCUCCUCACGAGUGGUCACAUUUACUUUCACAGUCCUUUCUUUAGGCUGGGUACAUCCUGACUCACUCCUUAGUAGACAAAAUAACUUCACUAAUUAGUGAACAUUUCAAGAGUUUAGUGCUGGGGUAGGAGUCAGGGUCAUUGCCUUGACUGUGGGCAUUCCCAGAGAUAAGCCAGAACUAAACAAAGCAGAUUGGUUAUGUUAACUGUUUCCUCUCGUAGUCAUGGUUAAUGUUGAAUGUGGCUGGAAGUCAACACUGAAAGUCAUAAGGCUGAAUAGGUUCCAAAGUAUGGUGAAGGAAAGUCCAUUUCUCUGUAGACAGACUUAUUUGGCACUUACUGGAUAACCAUCAGAGUUGGUAGCAUGUUCUAGCCUACUGUUAUAGGGAUGAAGAAGUUAGGCAUGGCCCUGCCCCGCCCCCCCCCCCAACAGAGUUGGGGUAGACAGAAUGGAAUCGGCAUCCACUAAGCACAGAAGUGAUUAGCAUGCAAGACCUGAAGGAUCAAGAGCACUUGCUCAGAAACCUGUGGGUUCUCGUUGUGGGGCGGUAUCCAAAGGAACACAGAGUUGGGAUUCCAGAAUUCAAGUACGUGGCGAAUAUGCAUGGAGAUGAGACUGUGGGGCGGGAACUGCUGCUCCACCUGAUCGACUAUCUCGUAACCAACCAUGGGAAGGACGCUGAGAUUACAAAGCUCCUCGACAAUACUCGGAUACACAUCAUGCCUUCAAUGAACCCAGAUGGCUUCGAAUCUGUCAAAAAGCCCGACUGCUUCUAUAAUAGCGGAAGGGGAAAUUCUAAUGACUAUGACCUGAAUAGAAAUUUCCCGGAUGCUUUCGAAAACAAUAAUGUAUCAAGGCAGCCUGAAACUCUGGCAAUCAUGAAGUGGCUGAAAACCGAGACAUUUGUCCUUUCUGCGAACCUCCAUGGCGGUGCCCUAGUGGCCAGUUAUCCAUUUGAUAAUGGUGUUCAAGCCACUGGAGCACUGCUGUCCCGAAGCCUAACUCCUGACGAUGAUGUUUUCCAAUACCUUGCACAUACCUAUGCUUCAAGAAACCCCAACAUGGUGAAAGGAGACCAGUGUAAAAAUAAAAUGAACUUUCCUAAUGGAAUUACAAAUGGAUAUGCUUGGUAUCCACUCCAAGGUGGAAUGCAGGACUACAACUACAUCUGGGCCCAGUGUUUUGAAAUUACCUUGGAGUUGUCGUGCUGUAAAUAUCCUCGUGAGGAGAAGCUUCCGUACUUUUGGAAUGAUAACAAAGCCUCGCUAAUUGAAUAUAUAAAACAAGUGCACCUAGGUAUAAAAGGACAAGUUUUUGACCAGAAUAGAAAUCCAUUACCCAAUGUAAUUGUGGAAGUCCAAGACAGAAAACAUAUCUGUCCAUUUAGAACCAACAAACUUGGAGAGUAUUAUCUACUUCUCUUGCCUGGUUCCUAUACAAUAAAUGUUACAGUCCCCGGACAUGACUCACACCUCACAAAGGUGGUUAUUCCAGAGAAAUCCCAGGAUUUUAGUGCUCUCAAAAGAGACUUUAUCUUUUCAUCCCAAGGGAAAUUGGAUUCUAUCCUAGUAUCAAAUCCUUCAUGCCCGAUGAUUCCUCUAUACAAAACAAUGCCAAGCCACUCCACUGUAACAAAGCCUAGUUUGUUCUUAUUUUUACUGACUCUUAUACACAUAUUUUUCAAGUAAAAUGUGAAACUCAACUACCAUCAUCACCUGGAAUCAGGGAUUGGUCACUCCAGGUCACAGCAACUCUUCACUCUCUUUGGUGGUACCUCAAUUGGAUAAACUCUGCGGUCUUCCCUAAGAAGAGAAAUGGAUGCUCCCAAUGUGUGGGGGGUACUAAUGAAUGAUUCACUUUGGAAUGGAAAAACUAUCAAGUAUUUCCCAUUCACAUUUAAUCUUGAAGUAGUCUUAGAAAUCAAGUUGAAUUUGAGAAGCAAAACAGAGGGAACCAAUUUUGUAUAUGAAAAUCAAGAUGAAUACAAGCCAAGAGAUGAACAUUGACCACCUAUUGCAUACAAGACUUUGCCAAGUGCUAUUUGUGAAGAAACAAUGCUAUACCUACUUCUCCACAAAGGAAGAAAUGAUCAGAAAAUCGAAUAUUUAACUUUGCUAAUGUUCUAAUAAGGAGCCAAGAGACAAAAUAGGCAAACGUCUCAGUGGCCCAAGAAAUUAUGAUAGGAUGGCAAAGUUAUCUACAGAGCCCCAAGGCAGUACAUCGGCUUGAGUCUUUCUCCCUCCAGAGCCUGCACUCCUGCCUUUCUGCAUCUGGGUGUGUUUCUGAGGACAUCCUAAUGUGUAACUCUGCCUUCCUUUAAGCCUCAGAUUUAUGUCCAGCUGUCCACUGGACAUAUACAUCUGGAGAUGACCCAUAGGUACAUCACUCUACAUUGAACAUUCAGUAGUUUUCCCCUUCUUUAUUUUCUAUCUCAAUUACUGGUACCACCACAAUAGAAAUCUGAGUUAUCCUGAGGCUUCUUUAUUCUUCAUGCCCUAUGUUCAUAGGUUCAUUAAAUAACAGUAUAAAUGUUGGUAAGUUCUAGCCAAGCACUGCUGGCUUUCACCAAUAAUCCUAGCUACUUAGGAGGCUGAAAUGUGAGGGUUGAGGUUCAAAGCCAGCUGGGGCAGACAAAUCCAAGAGACUCUUAUCUCCAAUUAACCAG